CGCGGCUGCGCAGUGCAGUGUAGAUAUUACCGGAGGGCGAGUGGGUUGGGCUGAAUGGUAGAAUCUUCCGCUAUGAAAUCACAAUCGGAAUUGACAACAGGACGUUAGGAUGCGUUUGUUUUUCUACUCAUCAAACAGGCCAACAGGUGCGUCGUUAGAGUCUGGCGCGGACAUGCUAGUGACAGGUAUGCUAUGCCUGCUCCUGCUCGCGCACCAGUGUGUGUCCGCGCCACAGGUGCCCGAGGACCAAAGAGUACAGUCAGUAGGAGCCCUUCCCCCUUUCACACUGGCCAAUCCCUUCGGCUCUGGAGAGGAGGACCGCAGGCUGCUGCAGAGCUACAUCAAGGCCAACCUAAAGGAGGGACAUGGAGGACCGGAUAACACCUGGGAACAAGAGGUGUUCUUCCUGUUCAGUCUCCAUGACUACGACCGCAGCGGUCACAUGGACGGCCUGGAGAUAUUGAAGCUGCUCUCUGAAUACAACUCCCACAAUGCACCUGGAGAACAGUCAGCUGAGACGGUGGUGGCCAUGGUAGACUUUCUCCUGCAGACUCAGGAUCUAAACCAGGACGGUCUAAUAGCUCCCCCUGAGCUUCUCUCUCCUCCCAAACUACAGCCAGACGCUAACUCCCAGGGUGCACCUGAACAGGAAGGGGGUGUAGAUGUCAAAGAGGGAGUCAAUGUUGAGGAACCAAAACAAGAGGCAGAGCAGGAAGAGGAAGCAGAGGAACGGCUCAUUGUGGAAGACUCAAGGCCAGGAGAUGGACAGUAAAUUAGGACAUGAACAUGCUAUACAGGAAAAGGCAAAAGGACCACAUAUCCCAUAGGCCACUGCUGCUGAUCAUGAGCAACAAAUGCCUGCUCCUGUACUACAUCAGGGGCAACCUGAGAUGUAAACAAUUAUAUGCAAACAGCACUCCAGCACAACUAAAUUACUUCCAUCCAGAGAGUUGGGUCAGCCAAUCGCAGGAGCCUGUUCACUGACAUGCAGAGUUACCCAAUCACAGCCUCUCAUCCCCCUUUGAGGGUCUUGUUUCAGUUCAAAGCUGAUGGAUUGUCUGCUUUUUUGGUACAAAGUCAAGGUAUGUCAGCCAUAUUGUUUAAGCUGCUGUUACAUUUCAUCAUUGCUCUUCUGAACAAGAAACUCAGGUUUGAAAUGUGUUGUGCCAAAAGAUACUAUGCCUUACACUGCUAAAUAGCAGCGUGGCCAUUUGGUUCUCAUACUUUAGUAGUUACCCUGUUGAAGCAAUCCAAAUUAAGCCAUACAUUAGAAUGAACAAUUUGAAAAGUUCAGGAAUACGUCAAGUGCAAUUCAUUUCAAUACUUGGGAUUAAGUAUUCCCCUUCCCAGAAUACACUGCAGUUCAUUCCUCCCAUGGAUGCAAAAGGAAUGGACAGAGUUAAGAAAUGUGGAAAAUCCCUGAAGCUCAUGAUUUGGCCUCAUUACUGCAUUUGAGGGACAUUGUUUUUACUGGUAGCUCAGGUCAAAAACCCUUGGUCCCUUGUGCCACCUGCAAACUAAAACUUGUACAAAGACUUUUGCUUCCCUGCACAGCCCCAAUGCAGAGUUGCCCCCUUCUCCCAGAGUUCCUUUCAAAUCCAUGAAGGGAAUGAACAAAUACACACGUUGGGGAGAAGGGUCUACAAUUUAGGCUAGGAUGUUUUGAUUUCAUGUAAUAAAAAAAAUACUACAUUUGGAAUUUAAGAAACAAAUUAAUAUUUUGUUUGCUGUACAUUUUCCUGAAUUGAAGAUGUAUAUUUAAGACUAAACAAAAUAAAGCUAAAACGAAUGCUAACUUUA
Oncorhynchus mykiss (rainbow trout) is the source of this 1800-nucleotide messenger RNA. It is a transcript of the gene cgref1, whose product is annotated as cell growth regulator with EF-hand domain 1. NCBI's taxonomy places the organism in Eukaryota, Metazoa, Chordata, Actinopteri, Salmoniformes, Salmonidae. The record is from RefSeq and is a predicted model, not a curated record. Gene Ontology annotation, molecular function: calcium ion binding.